UAUUUCUCAUGUCCAAAAACCGUAUUUUAAAAAUAAAUAAAAAAGACAAAAAAACAAGUAUUAACCGAUAACUAACUGCUACAUAAUCAACCAACCGAAAUAACCCCCCUCACAACCGCAACACAAUAUUUUCGAAAUCCUUUUCAUUUUUAAUUUGCAUGGCAGUGUCACAUUGGUGCUUCAACGUUUCAAUUCAAUGGGAAAAAACAAAAAAGUUGAACAAAACAAAGUAAUAGUCGUGGAAUACAAAGUUUCAAUGCAUUGCAACGCUUGUGAGAGAACCGUUGUUAAAGCCAUCUCUGAAUGUAAAGGAGUGGAAAAGUUUAUUACAGACAUGAACAAACACAUGGUGGUGGUAACGGGUCGAAUUGAUCCGAAAAAAGUAUUGAAGAAACUAAAAAAGAAGACAGGGAAAAGAGUGGAGAUUCUGUCCAACAAGGAUGAAGAAUCAAAAGAUGAAUCUCAUGAAUCAGAUAGCCUUGUUAUAGUGCCUCCAUGUAUGUUUGAAAAUGGCUGUUGCAUUAAGACUGAAACUUUGAUGAUGUUCAGUGAUGAAAACCCAAAUGCAUGUGCAAUAAUGUAGAAGAUUUUAUUCAAUAUUUCUUAAUUAUAUGUAGUAUUCUUUCAAGCUUUUGCUUGCAAUUAAUGUUAAUUAGAAAUUUAUUUUAUUAAUUUUAAUUUAUAAUACUUGGAUCCAGACAAUCAUCUAUCUUCUAGUAUGUUUUUUGGGUUCAUACCUAUAAAAUACGUCUACAAAUAUUAUUAUCGGAUAUAACAUUGACACAACAAUUUAAAAAAAUUAAAAUGGUUGAUAAUAUUUACACAUGUCAAUGUCAAUAUCAAAUAAACAUGUGGAAAUUAAAUAUAAUUCGCAUUCCUAUAUCUAAUUAACCAUAUGUCUAAUUAACUAAGAUAAGAUAUAAAGGUUCAUUGACUUUCCUAUGUCUAUUUAUUUGGUUAGUUGAGGCUGAAAUAUUUAUUUGUUUAUCUGUAUGCAAUUUUGUUUUUUCUUCUUUUAGGUAGCAUUGAUUGAAGGAUUGGGACACUUGUGAAAUGUGAUGUAUCUUAUGGCUUGUCCCUUUCAUAUGCUUAAUUUACGUAUGUAAUCUUUUAACCGUGUGCCUCCUACGAAUCUGAAAUGUCACAUUAGAUUAUUAGCACCAAACUGAACAAUAAACAAUUACCUACCUCACAAAGUGCGCCACUGAAAAUACAGGGUGAAUUCUUUUGUGUGGCUCUCCUUCUUAUAAUGUGAUACAUAGUCUUUUUUAUAUCAUUUGUGCAAUAAAGUUUAGUGGGAGGGAAUGUUCUGCACUGAAUCAUAUUUAAAUACUACACGAAAGUUAUUUGUAAACAAUGUUAUUUAGCAAUGAGUUAAUGGUGUUAAUUAAAUAAUCUAUAAAAUAUGUGACUGAUAAAGAAGAGUCUAAUUUGAAGACCAGGGUUAAUUAAAUCAUCUAUUAAACUAUUUGAGAUUUUGUAGUUUUUCAACAGUAUUUUGAUAACUUGCCUGUUGUAGGGACAUUUCUACCAACAAAGACAAAAAAAUUACUUUUUUUUUUUGUCAA
Cicer arietinum (chickpea) is the source of this 1568-nucleotide messenger RNA. RefSeq names its product heavy metal-associated isoprenylated plant protein 19. Gene Ontology annotation, molecular function: metal ion binding. The record is from RefSeq and is a predicted model, not a curated record. NCBI's taxonomy places the organism in Eukaryota, Viridiplantae, Streptophyta, Magnoliopsida, Fabales, Fabaceae.